AUGAGUGAAGAACUAAGCUAUGAUGACCUUGUAGAACAUAUUGUUUUAAAUAAACCGAUACCUAAUGUCGUUCAAGUUCCUGAUACGGUGCUUGAUAGUAAACUAGGCUCACAACCAAGAUUAACACAACGGAUCAAACCAUGGGAACAAGUGGAGGUUGCUGGAGAAGAAACGCCAACAAAUGAUAAUUUCGGAUUAGUAAACUUGUCGACUAACUCAGACCUUUCGAAAGACAUGGAUAACCUUUCUAAGCUUUACGCUUUGGAAGCAGACUACAUAGCUACUUUGCAGAAAAAGGAGCCAAUCGAUAAUGAAACUGGUGAUGUAAAUAAUGAUCAGGAUGCUAGUUAG
This is a messenger RNA of Naumovozyma castellii, 351 nucleotides long. RefSeq lists its product as uncharacterized. The transcript has a single exon. The record is from RefSeq and is a predicted model, not a curated record. Lineage: Eukaryota; Fungi; Ascomycota; Saccharomycetes; Saccharomycetales; Saccharomycetaceae. The coding region runs from base 1 to 351 and encodes 116 amino acids.